AUGGCAGAGACAGAGGAGCGCGAGGAGUCCGUUCGAAAGGUGCGUGAGAAGUUGGAGUUCCUGCUGUCGCGAGACAACUUGCAGGAGGAUUGCUUCAUCCAGAUGAACAUGGAUUCGCAGAUGCAGAUCCCCAUCCCUAUUCUUGCUGGCCAUCAGCAAUUUGAGGAAAUGGGCCAUGUAGCAGACAUUGCUACGCUCUUUGAUGCGGCGCUUAGCUCGGAGCAUGUCAUCGUUGACAAGGAGAGCAUGCAGAUCAAGCCCAUCUUGAAGAGCAAGCGGAACACCGUCAUCCUGCACGAUCUGCCGGAGGCGAUUCCUCAAGAGGCUUCGGUGGACUUUGCUGCUGGUGACCGUGUGCAUGUGUGGAGCUCUUCGGCCAAGAGGUGGUUCGACGAUGGCGAGGUGCAGGCGAUUGCACCGGACGGCGCCGUCCAUGUGCGCUUCAACAAUGCUCGGCCAGCGAGCAAGGAGGUGCCAGGGCGCCAGGCUCACAAGGUCUUGCGCAAAUUCGGCAGUGGCUCAGCACGCCGCACGGACCCACGAGCCGUUCUGCGCCAGGCGAUUGGCACAGGCCUUGGACCACGAGACGCAAAACGGCGCUGCGAAGAGGUGUUCGCCCAGUGCGCCCAGGGCCGCCGGGGCAUCUCCCAGGCGGAUCUGUCCCAGUUUCUGCGCUCGCUGGGCCACGAAGCCCGAGCAUCACUCCUGUCCGCGCUGUUUGCACGUGCCGAGAAGAAUGCGGGCGCCAUGGAGCUCGACAGCUUCACUUCUUGGGUCUACUCCGGGCAUGGGUUGCAGGCAUCAAGUGCGCAGGAGCCUCUCCAUGGAGAAGAGCCUCCUCGAGCGAUGAGCAAGCCGGGCUUUCAGGCUCUGCGUCCAAGCAAACGACAGGCAGCAGAGCCUUCGGGGGCCUGUGCUCCCCAGAAACGCAGCAAGACGGACGAGGUGCAGGGAGUUCUGGCCAAGCCGCAGCUUUCCGGCAACGUCGGCAACCAAAAGGAGGUGUGCCAGGCAGCAGCCAAGGACUGCAAGCAGAUCUUCGACGGCUGUGCUCUACUGCUCUGUAGCCGAGGAGGGGCCAUGUCUUCUACGCGGAGGCAGCUUCUGCAGGAUCGAAUCUGCGAAGCUGGAGGCAACCUUCGUGAGUCCUGGGAUGAGACGGUGACUCACGUCGUAGUGGCAGGUCAAUUGCCAAGGGCCAUGCUGAUGCGAGACUACCCAGACGCCAAGAAUGGCUCUGGCUUCAAAGCGGUGGUCACCGACGCCUGGGUCUGCGAGUCCCUGGCGCUGGGGCGCCGCCUGCCGGAGGUGCGCUAUGCUUGGUGCCCCGUGGCCGAGGGCGAUGGCACCGAACCGCCGCAAAGGAAAGAAGGAGCUUCGACGCAGCUGUCCAUCAAGAAGGAGCCUCAACAGGUGUCGAACAAGCUCGACACCUUGGCCGAAUGCGUUGGCGAGCCGGGGUGGGGUGUGUUCGCAUCUCCGGAUGAUCUCCGCGCAAAGAUCGUGGAAGAGUUCCGCACCUGUGCUGCAGCCUGGGCGGUGCGUGGCGACAAGUGGCGUUCCUGGCAGUACAAGAAGGCCGAGCAGCUGGUUGCCCAGCUGCGUGGCGCGUUGCAGCGCGAGGAACUGCGAAAUUCUGGUCUGACUCCGAAGUUCGUGCAGAAAUGCCAGGAGAUCCAGGAGAAGGGUUGCCUCCAGCAAGCCGAUGGCUUCCGCAAGGAUGCCGAUGUCCAUGCUCUGCUCGAGAUGACCAGGAUACACGGCGUGGGCCCUGCGCUGGCGCAGACGUGGCUGAGAUGCGGCGUGCGCUCGAUUGCGGAUGUCCGCCAGCGUGUGGAUUCGCUUCCUGGAAACGCUGGCGGCCCUGCCACAGGACUGACGAAGGCCCAACGCUUGGGGCUGCGCUUCGUGGACGACUUUCAGGUGCCCAUCUCCCGCUCGGAGGUGGAGCGCGUGCACUGCGCCGUCCUGCGCGCCGCCGAGGCUGCAGGCUGCGUCGCAAGCGUGGUUCCUUGCGGGGCCUACCGCCGCGGAGAUGUAUUCUGCUCGGGGAUGACAUUGGUGGUGUGCUUGGACGGUGAGGGGGCUGUAGAGUCCGACACUGCCGCGUACCUCCUGGCGAUGGAGUCUGGCGGCGUGAUCGUUGCAGAUCUCAGCAGCAACGCGCCCCAGUCUGCGAAAGCCGUCAGGGUACCUGGAGACGAUGACCCAACGGGCUCGGCCCAGGCAUGCCUUUGCGUGGUGCGGGGCUGUCCGAUCGAGGGUGAGCCCAUGAGGUACAGGAGGUGUGACUUCGUGUUUUGCCGCCGCGCGGCGCUGCCCUUCAUCACUUUGCAGUGGACAGGAAGUGAUGGUGGCCUUUUCAACAGGGAGAUGAAACGCAUCGCCGCCCUUCGUGGCCUGCACCUCUCGCACACUUACAUGUGCAAGGCCGAUCGAGAAGGAGCUCGUGGUCGCCAGGUGGGCGAGAUCUGCCGCGCUGGUGCCAAAAUCGAUUGUGCCGACGAGAGGGCAAUUUUCGCAGCCAUCGGCAUUUCAUACAGGCCACCGGAACGACGAGACGCUUGGUUAGUAUUCAGUUCCAUGAGCAAAGCAUGCUACAACCAGCAAUAG
Messenger RNA from Symbiodinium natans, 2613 nucleotides. The record is from the annotation of a GenBank genome assembly. Lineage: Eukaryota; Dinophyceae; Suessiales; Symbiodiniaceae.